Molecule: messenger RNA, 469 nt
Organism: Anastrepha obliqua
Lineage: Eukaryota; Metazoa; Arthropoda; Insecta; Diptera; Tephritidae
Product: galactose-specific lectin nattectin-like
Exons: 4
Coding region: 137-469 (110 amino acids)
Source: RefSeq, a predicted model, not a curated record
AAUAUUUACGGUGACAUGGCGUAUCCAGUUGGUGGCAGCCUUCAUUGGACCCCCUAUAAAGCCAACUGGGCCGACAACAGUUCGAACAACUGUGACGACGACGCCACCAGAGAAAUUUCAUUUGGGUACAGAAAAGAUGAAUUGGUAUGGCGCAAAUGUAUACUGCCAACGUAACAAUUGGAAACUUUUGGUUUUGGACUCAGCAGAAAUCCAGAAAGAAUUUGAGGAUUUUAUUAACCAAAAAAAUUUGCAAAACCUUAACUAUUGGACAGCCGGCAAUCAAUUAGUAGAUAUGAAAACAUGGCAUUGGGAUUUAGACGGGCCGGCAUUCAAUUAUACUCAUUGGGCAAAAGGUCAACCAGAUAAUUAUAAAGGCAGUCAGCAUUGCUUGCAAUUAUUUGCGGAUAGUUUGCAAUGGGAUGACUGCAAUUGUGAAAUCCACUUGAAUUUUGCAUGCUUGAAAUAUUAA